Molecule: messenger RNA, 542 nt
Organism: Notothenia coriiceps (black rockcod)
Lineage: Eukaryota; Metazoa; Chordata; Actinopteri; Perciformes; Nototheniidae
Product: galactocerebrosidase-like
Exons: 3
Coding region: 140-412 (90 amino acids)
Biological process (GO): galactosylceramide catabolic process
Cellular component (GO): lysosome
Molecular function (GO): galactosylceramidase activity
Source: RefSeq, a predicted model, not a curated record
CCAUGGUAGGGGUAGGGUGUAGGGGGCGGUUUGGGAAUGGGCCUCCGUCACUGCUGUUGGGAUCAUGUGACUGCUCAACAGCACUGUCAAGUGACGCACAGAGCGUGAGCGUACACACAGCGGUACCCGGCAGAGAGUCAUGGAGCUGCUGCGGGUCGCGGUGUUCCUCGGGCUGUGUCUGGGGGCCUGCUGCUGUCAGGCCGUGGUUCUGAGCGACUCAGCGGGCCUGGGGAGAGGCUUCGACGGGAUAGGAGGUCUGAGCGGCGGAGGGGCGACGUCUCGGUUACUGGUGAAUUAUGCCGAGCCCUACCGCAGCCAGAUAUUAGACUUCCUGUUUAAGCCAAACUUUGGAGCUUCCUUGCACAUACUGAAGGUGGAGAUCGGAGGAGACGCUCAGACUACUGGUCAGUGAUAUUCAGUAACACAGAGACCAGGUUGGGGGAGUAACGGAUUACAUAAUGGGAUUAUGUCAGGAUACCAACAAAAUCUAACUGUAUUCCCUUACAGUGACAUUAAGAUAAAACAUAAUCAGAUUACUGUUA